Molecule: messenger RNA, 1659 nt
Organism: Funneliformis mosseae
Lineage: Eukaryota; Fungi; Glomeromycota; Glomeromycetes; Glomerales; Glomeraceae
Source: the annotation of a GenBank genome assembly
AUGGGUUCCCCAAUUGAAAAUCCGUGGAUUCAAAGCUCAAGGCCAAACCAACCCAAUGUAAUCACAUUGUUCCUUGAGCCAAUUAACGAUACUUUCCAACCAAAGCGAUUAACUUUGGUUGAAGGUGGUAGCAUUAAAAUUGGUCGUAUGACCAACAAAGGAACGACACCAACAGAGUCAAAUGGCUAUUUCGACAGCAAGGUAUUAUCCAGGAACCAUGCUGAAGUCAAUUAUCAUAAUAAUCAAGUUUUCAUUAAAGACCUGAAAUCCAGUAACGGCACAUUCAUAAAUGGCAAGAGGUUAAGUGCCGAGGGUAAGGAGAGUAACCCUAUCGAGCUCAGACAUGGUGACGAUUUGGAAUUUGGAGUUGACAUCAUUAACGAGCAAGACAAGAAAUUGUUAUUCCGUAAAGUUGCUGCAAAGGUUUGCCUCUCACAACCCGGAGGUAACAUUUAUGAUCCUGUCAUUACAGGAGUGGAGCAUCACAAGAUUACGAAUGGACAUACGAACAAUAAGCGACGUGGAGUUAAUUCUUUGUUUGCAAUGUUGGAGGCUGAAUUGGAAAAUGCACGCUCUGAGUCGCAAUAUCUCGCAGAAAUCGGUAGCAUGCUUAAUGAUGCAAAUAAUACAGUAGAUGCAAGAAGCAAACGGACACCUUCCGACAAGGUAAUAGAUUUUCGAUUCUAUGAAGAAUCUCGCGCCAUGCUUGAGGAAGCACGAAUUAAACUUAGGGAAACAGAAGUGGAGUUAAAUAAAGCGAUAUUUGCUAAAAUGGAUUAUAAAGAAAAAUUUAUGGUUUCCGAAAAAAACUUUAUUGAAUUAAAACAAAGAUACAUUGUUUCUGAGAAUAGGGUUACUGAUCUGGAACAAAGAUACACGUCAUCCGAAAAGAAAAUCGGAGAGUUGGAACAAACGUGCACGGCUUCCGAACAAAAAUGUAAAGAGUCAAAUCAGAAAGUGAUUGAGCUUGAGGAUAAGUGCAGAGUGUCUGAAUCGAAGAUUCACAUUCUUGAGGACGCCUUACAAAGCACAGUUAACGCUCAAUCAAAAUCUUGUAAAUUUGAUGAUUUAGAGGAACGACUUACAAAGGCUACAAAGGAACUAUCAGACACCCAGUUUACUCUUGACAAGACUCGUGAUCAACUCAAUAAGUCCGAAAAAGAGCUUCAUGCUUCGCAGAAGAAAUAUAACGAUGCUAAGAAAACUAUUAAGGAUCUUCGUUCCGGUGAAGAUUCAUUCGAACACCGAAAUGAAGAGAAACUUUCACUCUUAUCUCGCAUACAAUCUUUCGAAGAAGCAUCCAAGAAAAGUGAUUCCGAAUUUAGCAUUCUUCGGGAACAACUAAAGAAAGCUGAAUCUCUCAACAAGAUUUUAAAAGAGGAAGUAGAAAAUUUACAAGAACAAUUCGAGAUGAGAGUGGAAGAAGAAAUAUCCCGACGAUUAAGCUCUUCUCAAGGAGGAUUGUGGCGCCGCCACAAGAAGCAGGAGUCUGAGCCUGUUAAAGAAGGCGAAAUGACCGACGAACGUGCGAUCGAAAGUAUGAUUUUCGAUGAUAAAAAGUCCAACAAGAAGUCUAAAAAAUCCAUCUUAAUUAAGGGAUCAAUUGGUAUCGUAGUUCUUGGAAUUGGCACUUGGUGUCUUUCCAAAUUUUAUUCUUGA